Molecule: messenger RNA, 441 nt
Organism: Vicia faba (fava bean)
Lineage: Eukaryota; Viridiplantae; Streptophyta; Magnoliopsida; Fabales; Fabaceae
Source: the annotation of a GenBank genome assembly
AUGAUUACUGAACGUUUGUCUCCAUCUCAUAAAUGGAUGAGCAUCAAAACAAAAUACUUUAAGAGUGAACAUGAGAAUGUUGGCUGCAACUUUUUUUCUCCAUUGGGAUUCGAUCGUGACAUUUUGGGAUUGUCUAGUAUGAACUCUCUGACUUGGUUGAGAUUGAACAAUGGGGACUACAGUGGUGGGAGUUUGGGCUUGCACAGUUGGGACUGUAGUUGUGGGAGUUUGGGAUUGGACAGUUGUGGCACUUUGGGAUUGUACAGUGAUGGAAGUUUGGACUGUCUUGGUGCAGAAGGACAUGAUGACUUGUCAUGUCCAGAAAGACCACAUGCUGAGCAUUUUUUUGGCAAACCCUUUUUGGAAAAAUUUGAUAUAUCUUUCCUCUUUUCAUCAGCAUCUUUGUUUCUUCUUUUUUUUGCCUCUCGGGUGCCCUUCUAG